Pyricularia grisea is the source of this 846-nucleotide messenger RNA. RefSeq lists its product as uncharacterized. Gene Ontology annotation, cellular component: peroxisomal membrane. Gene Ontology annotation, biological process: peroxisome fission; regulation of peroxisome size. The coding region runs from base 1 to 846 and encodes 281 amino acids. The record is from RefSeq and is a predicted model, not a curated record. The transcript has 2 exons. Lineage: Eukaryota; Fungi; Ascomycota; Sordariomycetes; Magnaporthales; Pyriculariaceae.
AUGCAGCAGUUCAUCAGAUUUAGUUCUGAUCAGCUCGGUCUGGAGCGUAUUUUACGCCUGUUCCAAUCAAUCACCCAGAUCCUACUCGGCGUGCCUCUCCUAGCCAUCACCGCCACGGACUGGAUCAACAGUCUGCCCUCCACGGUAGAAUUCUUCUCAUCCCUGGCCGCCAGCGAAAAGCCCAUCGUCGCAGCAGGACCCCUCAAGGUCGCCGACACGCUCCUGCUGCUCGGCGACCUCAAGGGCAAACUAGCCCUGGCCAGGCGCACCGUCCGCCUCUUUUGGUUCCUCGGCUCCUUCCAAGCCGCCCAGCAACUCUACUCAAACGGCGGCGGCCUGGACGUCUGGCUCGAUGUUGCCUCGCGCUCUUUCAACGGCAUGUACUUGAUCCUCGAGACGGUCACGAUGCCGGACGUGGUCGGCACGCCGCACCUGCGACUGUUCGGCCCGGCUCUGUCCGCCACGCUCAACCUCGAGGCCCAGCGCUUCUGGCUGCUUGCUCUGAUCUGUGCUUCCGCGUCCAGCUGUCUGAAGCUGCUGGCUACGUAUGGUCAGGCGGCUGUGCCAGAGACAGGGGACGGGUUCGGCGCCAAGGUUGGGGAGAAGAAGAAGAAGGGCGGUGCUGCUGAGGACAAGGCCAAGAAGGAGGCGGCGGGAGUUGCGCUGGCCAAGCAGAGGAGUGCGAAGCGGCGUGCGUUGUUGAGGAAGCUGACCGCGGAUAUCUUGGAUAUGGCUGCGCCCGGGGUUGUGGUUGGUUGGAUGGAUGUCGAUGCUGGCAUGGUCGGGAUGGCUAUGUUUGUGACUACGCUGCUGACUGGAUAUGAUGUUUGGAAGAAGUUUGCUUAA